Messenger RNA from Aegilops tauschii subsp. strangulata, 766 nucleotides. RefSeq names its product wall-associated receptor kinase 3-like. Lineage: Eukaryota; Viridiplantae; Streptophyta; Magnoliopsida; Poales; Poaceae. The record is from RefSeq and is a predicted model, not a curated record.
AUGGUGUGCGUGUCAGGGAAAAGAAGCAAUAAUCCAUCCUUAUUGAUCUCAAAUGGUCUAUUGAAUUUGUUUCCAUCGACCACGCGCAACCGCUUCAUGGUCAUCGGUUGCAACACCAUGGGUAUCAUUGGUGGCUACCUGCACAGCAACCCAGACCUGUACGUGGCCGGCUGCUACUCCUACUGCCAGGGCAUCAACAGCACGUCCAACGGUGCGCCGUGCACUAGGAAGGGCUGCUGCGAAACCACCAUCACCCCAAACCUCACCAACUUUGCGGCGCUCUUGAUCAUCAACCAGAGCAGUGUAUGGACAUUCAACACAUGCUUCUACGCUAUGCUUGCAGAGGUUGGAUGGUACAGCUUCAGUCAACAGGACCUUGUCGGGCGUCUUGGGUUCAUCAACAAGAGAGCCAAGAGAGGUGUCCCUGUUAUUUCUGACUGGGCCAUCAGAAAUGGCUCCUGCCCAAAGGAUGGAGCAACGGUGCCAAUGGGUUAUGCAUGUGUCAGUUCAAACAGCUAUUGUGUGGGUGCAACCAAUGGCCCAGGCUACAUGUGCAACAUCAAUCUCUAAAUUUGACAAUUGGACAACAUCAGCAGGAGGACAGCAACAACAUCAUUUUCUCAUGCAUUACAGGUUUCCCAAUUGAUCAUUACACUCCAGUAAUUUCUUCUGAUGCCAAUUGUGAGGGUGAUGAUCUUGUCUGAUUGCUAUAGUUAUUGAUCUUAACAAAUUCUUCCUGAUUGAAUGUCUCCUGAUCAAUUUUACA